This is a messenger RNA of Apis cerana (Asiatic honeybee), 20510 nucleotides long. It is a transcript of the gene nAChRa7, whose product is annotated as nicotinic acetylcholine receptor alpha7 subunit. Gene Ontology annotation, cellular component: postsynaptic membrane. Gene Ontology annotation, biological process: monoatomic ion transmembrane transport. Lineage: Eukaryota; Metazoa; Arthropoda; Insecta; Hymenoptera; Apidae. Gene Ontology annotation, molecular function: acetylcholine-gated monoatomic cation-selective channel activity; transmembrane signaling receptor activity. The record is from RefSeq and is a predicted model, not a curated record.
CGCGCGGCGCUGCAGCCAAAUGAGAAUCAGUCCAGCGUUGGUCGCCGGCGAGGGCGCAUCUGACAACCCUGUGACAACAGAUACGGGGACGCUCGAGGACAUUUGGGGGAAACGGUCGGCAACAUCCGUUGGUUCGUGAUAACCAUCAUCGAUCCCGUGCGGAUCACAGAAGGAUGUUAACCGUGGUUUCAGCGUCACGGUGCUGACAGUCAGACGCGCUCUGAGAAUCGGCGGGGAUCGGACGGCGGCGCGGAAAGCUCGGUUAUCGGGAAACUCGGUCGAAUGAGCUGGCUCACCGACAGACGGACGCGUCCGUGAGCCGUGCGACUCGUUUUCUCGUGUAUACCCAUCGCGACUCCGCGACUUGGUGCGGUCUGUUGCUUCUCUCGAAUUCGGGGGGGAGGAGAAAAUAUUCAUCGGUAGGUAAAGGCGUGAAGGGUUGGGUGAGAGGAAAAGGGGGUUGGAAAAAAAGGAGUUGUGUGAAAAUCGAGCCGAGCUGAAAGAGAGAACGAGUACAACGAGUGGAUAAGAGAGGAGAAGAGAUGUCCUCGAUGCCCAACGAUGCCGCACGAAGGCAUAACCGAGGCGAAGCUUAGUGCGUGCAAGGUGUACGCGCGGGGACACGCCGCAGGUGCACGGAGGCUGUCACGUGCCCCUGAUAGAGCGAAAACGAUGCCAUUGCCGUGCUCGAGGCACGUACGUUCAGGCGGACCCUGAGAGAAAACUGAAGGCCUCCACGGUCGCAAUUUCAUUCGCGUAAACGUAAAUAAAUCUCAGUGCCUACGCAACACGGGAUCCAGCUGGUACCGUUCCUGUUCGACGCGUUUGCAGCCACGUGCGAGGACAACCGAAUAGUGAGGAGGUGGAGGAGGCGGAGAAGAAGCCGGUGGUGGCGGAGGUGGUGGUGAUCGAGGAAGGAGCGAGCUGCUCCGAUUCCUCUAUCGUGCAAACAUGAGACGUUGGACUCUCAUGGCGGCUAUAGCCCUGGCUGCAUCGGGGCUGGUAAACGGCGGUUCUCACGAGAAACGGCUGCUAAACGACCUGCUGGAUACAUACAACGUGCUGGAGCGUCCGGUUGGCAAUGAGUCCGAGCCCCUCGUGUUGAGCUUUGGCCUUACACUAAUGCAAAUAAUCGACGUUGACGAAAAGAACCAAUUGCUCAUCACGAAUCUCUGGUUAAAAUUGGAAUGGAAUGAUGUGAACAUGAGAUGGAAUGUGUCAGAUUAUGGGGGAGUGAGAGACCUCAGGAUCCCACCACACAGACUUUGGAAGCCUGACGUUCUCAUGUAUAACAGCGCGGACGAAGGGUUCGACGGCACUUAUCCGACGAACGUCGUUGUGAAGAACAAUGGGACCUGCUUAUACGUGCCGCCCGGCAUAUUCAAGAGCACUUGCAAGAUAGACAUUACCUGGUUCCCCUUUGACGAUCAACGCUGCGAGAUGAAAUUCGGCUCCUGGACGUACGACGGCUUUCAGUUGGACCUGCAGCUGCAAGACGAAGCCGGAGGUGACAUCAGCAGUUUCAUCACUAACGGCGAGUGGGAUCUGUUAGGGGUGCCCGGUAAAAGGAACGAAAUUUAUUACAAUUGCUGCCCAGAACCGUAUAUAGAUAUAACGUUCGUGGUGAUCAUCAGAAGGCGGACUCUUUACUAUUUCUUCAACCUGAUCGUGCCGUGUGUCCUGAUUGCCAGCAUGGCCGUUCUGGGAUUCACCUUGCCACCCGAUUCCGGCGAGAAACUAUCUCUAGGGGUAACCAUCCUCUUGUCCCUCACUGUGUUCCUGAAUAUGGUGGCCGAGACAAUGCCAGCGACUUCGGACGCCGUGCCUCUGCUGGGAACGUACUUCAACUGUAUUAUGUUUAUGGUGGCCAGCAGUGUUGUCAGCACCAUUCUUAUUUUAAAUUAUCAUCAUCGGAAUGCUGACACUCACGAAAUGUCCGAAUGGGUGAAAGUGGUAUUCCUUUAUUGGCUGCCUUGUAUACUUCGUAUGUCACGACCAAGUGAUAAGGAGGAGAGGGAGGCGCAAAAAUCUCAAAAACCGUCUCCAGUCACCGGUAAUUUAGUGACACGAAAAAGCAUCGACACAAGCGCUAGCAAGAGUCACGGUGACCUGGAGCUUCGUCAAAGGAGCAGCAAGUCCCUCCUAGCGAAUGUCCUGGACCUCGAGGACAACGCUCUGGCGUCCCACAAUAAUCUGUUGAACAACGUGUACAGUACCCCCGGCCCCCACCAUCACACGAUGGGCCACGGGCACAGUCACAUACACGCGACCCCCCAUCAUCAUCACAGCCACGCUGCAACGCCGCAUCAUCAACACUCAACGCCACUGGCACACUCCUCUUAUCCGGCAGCGAUUCAGAUUGGUCACACGCCGCAUCAUCAUCCGCAUCCGCCAGAGACGCCUGGCCCUCAGGUCGAAACGAUACUUCAAAACGCGUGUUUCUGCGCCCGAAACGAGCUCAUGAUGAUCCUCAAAGAGAUUAAGAUAAUCACGGAUCAGCUGAAAAGCGAGGAGUUGAACACGAAGGUGACGAACGACUGGAAGUUCGCGGCGAUGGUGAUCGACAGAAUGUGCCUAAUCAUUUUUACUCUGUUCACCAUCAUCGCAACCAUCACCGUCCUACUGUCGGCGCCACACAUCAUCGUCACGUGAUUCAGAUAUGCUCAGACGACCGGCUUGACCGAGUCGGUGGUCGACGAGGAUCGUGUGUUGCGCAUCGGUGCGGACGGCGAGGGACGCGAACAGGACAGAGACGAUUACGAUGACGAUUACGAUUACCACGACUGUAACCACGUAUGGAUCCAAGCUAGGGAAACUCGAGCAACGUUCAUAACCUGGAUGUCUCUCCUACGCUUAGACAUGCAGCUGAUCGGGGUGUCUCAAGCCUCGGGAUCGUGUGUUGCGCCUCGUUUCGGGUGAUCCGCACCGUGAUAGGAAGAAAACGAUGCGAGGACACUAGGCUCUUCGUAUUCUUUAUGAUAUACAUACUAUACAUACAUACAUAUAUAUAUAUAUUAUAAAUAAUAUACAUAAAGAUAAGAGAUAUGUAUAUAUCUCGUCAUGUAGUUCAUUCGAAGAGGACGCCUUAGCGAGACACGUUGAAAAUGCGCCUACAUAACGGGCGCGUUAAAAGGAAACACGUACACGCACACGCAUACAUACACGCAUAUACGAACACGCAUGCAGGCCACGCCGAGGUAUCUGCAUCCCUGGCAUUCGUUGCGACGAUAGGGGGUGGAAGAGUUCCUCUCUCUCUCGCGAUUUUUCAUUCGAAGAUAGCCAGCGAAGCUAAAUUUCAUUUUGUAAAUUUCAUUGCGAUUUUAUGAAUUUGGUAUUUUACGAGGCGAUUCGAUGUUUGUUGCAAUUGUUGUAAUUUUCAAGCGAAACUCUUGUUCAAUAGGAGGCAUUUUCUCGUAUGAAUUUCUUUUUAUUCAAUUUAUACUGCGAUUUUAAUUAAAUGAAAAUGUUGGAAAAGGUUCGAAGGAUUGCAAAUAUCAAAAUUGAUUAAGAUUUCACUUCUUGGUAGAAUAAAUAUAUUUCUUAAAGGAAAAGAGAACGCGAAGACCACGUUAAAUCUCGAUAAUUAUUUUUAUUCUUGUUUUCCUUUAUGAAAUGCCAACGAGUUUAAUCAUCGCUUCUUAACGAUAUAUAAAUUUAUAAUUGUUAUAAUAAUUGAUAUUUCGAAAAGAAUAAGGGAGAUAUAAAUUACGAUAUACUAUAAUAAAUUAAAUUUUUACAAUGUCAAAUAUACUCGCCCUUGAAGUUAACGUUUUUUAUUCGUUGAAAACUGCCCCCUAGAAUAGAAUACAAUUAAAAAAUAAAGGAUCAUCUCGUCUUCGAAAUUCGUUUCAACAAACAUUGCACGGGAUGCAAAUAAAUCUGCGUACACACGUGUAAAAAAACACGUGUAUAUAUAUAUAUAUAAAUAUAUAUAUGUAUAUGUAUAUAUAUAUAUACACACACGAACACGCGCAUACACACGCAUACAUACGCAAGAGACAGAGCAUAGAGCACCGAGGACCGUCGAAGCGUUUGAAUUUGUUAAAGAAUAAAUCGAGUUUACGGGUACGACCAUCGAAACGAUUUUUCGUUUUGAUUUUGGUACCUGCCGUGCCAGCCGGAGAAUCUCAUGGGGAAAAAACGAGACAUAGAGAUAGAUAAAGAGAGAGAGAGAGAGAAAUAUAUAAAUAUAUAUAUAUAUAUAUACAAACGAGAAAGAGAGAAGCUGAAGAAGGGUACACUGCUCCUUUUAUUGUGCUUAUAAAAUAGGGAAAGAUAAAGAGAGGGGAAAAAGGAAUAAAAAGGGAAUAGAAAAAGAGAGAGAGAGAGAGAGAGAGCGAGGAGGAAACAGACGAAAGAGAGAACACACAGAUUAAGAGCAAAGCGCACACGUUAAUAUUCUGAAAAACUGAAAAAGCAACAAAAAAAAAUAAAUAAAAUAAAAUAAAAUAAUAAAGAGAAUAAUAAGUAAAAAUAAUAAACUACACACAAUGAACUGCCAAGAUGUUUCAAAACAAUGCCAGUGAAUUUUAUUAUCCGUAUCACUAGUAAGUAAAUCGACGACAACUUAAAUAAAACGGGGGAUUUAUACUACGAUUAUUAAGGUGGCGUGCGACAGCGCGGCGUAACAAACAAAUGAAAACAAAAAAAAAAAAUAAUGUUCUUUGUUAGCUCGUAAGAGAAAUCCGGCGUAAGCAAACGGAGAGAAAGAGAGAGAGAGAAAGGGAGAGAGAGAAAGAGAGAGAGAGAGAGUAAGAAAGUGAGUUAAGAGAGAAAGUGAGAGAGAGAGAGAGAGAGAGAGAGAGAAAGGGAGAGAGUGAUGACGCGGGUAAUGGAUGACUCGAAAAGUAUGGAAUGACGAUUGACUUGGCGCAACAUCUUUCUUCGUUCUUUUUUUUUUUUUUUUUUCUUUCUCUCUUCUUGUUUUUACUUUCCCUUCUAUCGGCGGACAAUCGUUUGUUAUUGUCCCUCUGUACACGCUUGUACGAGCCCACACACGGUACACACUCUCUCUCACAUCUACACCACACGUAGGAUGCAUUUCUAUCUCACACAUACACGUAAUCUACACACGAGAUACACGAGACUAGCAUACAUACGUAUAUAUAUAUAUGUUCACGAAAAAGAAAAAAAGAAAAAGGAAAAAAAAAGAAAAAGAAACUUUUUCGAUCUAACGUUCCAAGGAGGCAGACUUCCGCAUCCUCGAGAUCCUCGAAUCGAACUCGAUUUAAGAUCGAUCAACUCGAUAUUUGUAUACAUAAAAUGGCGUCUUCUUCAACGGAUCGGAUCAACGGGACUCGCGACACGAUUUUCGAAAGCAACUCGAACUUGUUAGUGUAUAUUUACUUUUUUAAAUCGAGUCGCCUUCGAAAAGAAUGCGAAUCUCGAAGACCCUCGAUGGCUCGGUCCGAUUCUCGCUUCUUUACUCCUUUCUUCUUCGAUGCUGGAUCGAUUUCGCUUGCCUCGAUUUGAUCCGCCAAAACACUUGACACACGCACACACACACACAUGUACACCGAGAUCUCGAGCGAUCGCCGAUGCCUGAUCCUUGAAUAAUCUCUUGCUCUUCGACCGCACGCUAUUCGCCAAACUAAAUGGCCAAACCAUUUGCAGUUCGUCUGUGAAAGUACCCACGUCGGAUUAUCCGUCAACGGACGCGCAUCUGUUCCGAUUGGUUUUUUUUUCCGCUGCAAAGUGGAAUCCCUUUCCUGCGAGAGAUAUCAGAGAAAAGAGGAAAGGAGAAGAGAAAAAAAUUCCAAGAGAUGAUUGUUGAAGAUGGGUAUGGAUGAAUAAGAGAUACGCAAGGAUCUUUCGUUCGAUGUAUAAUAAUUAUCGAUAUGAUGAUUUAGUCACGUUGCAUUGGCAUAAUUCGCGCUGAAUGAAUUUUUAUCGUCGAACGUCGCGCUUUAAUUUAAUUUCGUAGCGUAUUUGUCUCGAGGGUGCGAAUAAUAUGUUCGAGAGUAAAAUUUUCGAGAAUUUCUUUUAAUGGAUAUUGCGAUGAUCGAGAAAGGGAGAUGAUCGAUGAGGAAUUGUUUUCGAAAGUAUUAAUUUUUACCUAUAGAUAUUUCGUUGAAAUCAUUCGGAGUAAUUUUUCUGAAACUCUUGAGAACUAUUUCUCUCGAGUUAUUAUUUGUAAAUGGACAAAUUUUCGUGCUCAUUUCAAUGUCCGUUAAAAAGAAAUAAUAAAAGAAACGUUUAUAUUCUGCAACUGCGAAAGAAAAAAAUUCUAGAGAACGAAUUCUCUCGAGAGUUUUACUAUUAGAAUUUUAAUAUUCGCACUCAAAGAUAAGAUAAAGAGAAACGACACCGCCAGGCUUGACGUAUCAUCGAAAAAACGAAGCUAUUAUAUCGUAGAGGUUAGGUUAGGUAAGAGCGUUCGUCGUUCAUCUGUCGCUGGCGUCUCGUCGAAUUUCUCUUCAUUUGCCACGAGUCUAGGCGCAGAGGAAACAUUUUAGUCAAUAUACGAAUGCUCAGUAUUUCAUACGAUUUAAUAACCAUUUUGACUCGUGGCUUUGAUCCGAGAUUUUCGGACGCUCGUACAGGUUAAUGUCGGCGGGAAAUAGGAUUUCCUUUGCGAGCUUUAAGAAUCAUCGAGGUUAAUGUUAGGUUUCGUAUGCUGUACUUCGUUAAUUUUGACGACUGUUUGCUUCAUCUUGCCUCGUUUCGAAUUGGGAUUACAUUGAAACAACGUUGAUAACGCGCGAUGAUACGUAAUGAUUUUGUAUUGUUGUUUUAAUAUGUCGUGUUUUCUCGCAUCCUCUUUGUGUUUUCUGUACUUUUGAUAAAAAUAUUCUUUAAAUUAUUUCCCUAUGUAUUUAUUUAUUUGGGUAGUUAUUUGAAUAUUUGGCGCCAUCUGUUAUCAAGAAAAUCAAUUAGAGUUUAAAGAAAAUAUUGGUAAAAUUUUCUUCGUGUAAAUGAAAUUUAUAUCAAAUAAACUUCUAUUCUUAUAGAAUAGAUUUUACAAAAUAUAAAAGAGGCAAUUAAAUAAGAUAGAAUAACGUAAUUUAGUUGUUAAAAAUCUUUAAAAAAUCCAUUUUCUUCUCUGUAUUUUUCUGUGUACAAAUCUUUCCAAGUUUUUUUCUUCCAAUAAUAUACUAUAAGAAAUUUUGAACUAAAUUACUGAAUAGUAAGAUAUUAAAAAUUACUCUGCUAUGUUGAAACUAUUUCAUAUAAAUCAUGCGUACCAUCCAAAAUAUUUAAGAUAACAAAUGGCGCUUAUUUUUUAAAUAAAUGCUGUUCUCUCUUCGAAAUCUUUUCGAAAUUUGAAAUUUACUUAGGUCUUUAAUAAGAUCUAAUCUUGGCCUAGACUUCAAAUGUUUAGAUACGUUAUUUUUGCAAUUAUACAAUUAUUCUCGACAAGCUCUCGAAUAAUAUUCGACUCACCUUUCAAUAUCUCUAUAAAAUCUCUUUCAUAAAUUUAAUUCUUCUCUGUCGCUCGCUGUUGUUUCAAUGUAACAUAAUUCCAAUUAUGUCUAUUAUCGACUAGCUACACGCGCAACCAAGUUUCCAACACUUGCGAUCGCCCUAAAAGCGAUGCACACGAGAACCAUAUCUCUUUAGAACAAGAUUAAUCGCAAUUUUCCCAAGUGUUUAACACGAGCACAAAGCACGUCGAAGACCUAAAUCUUAACUCCCCUUAGAGCAGAAUAAUUUAUUCCUCUCGCGAAUGAUAAAACGUAAAACAAAAUAAAAAAGAAAAAAAAAAGAAAGGAAAGGAAAAGAAGCUCAAAAAGAAAAAACGCAAUCUCUGCGUUUGAACAAAUGGGAAACGAAAAUAUACUCGACAAUUAAAUUGAAAAAAAGCUUGUCAACGCGAGGAAAGAAAAAAAAAAAAAUAAGAAGCAGAAGAAGAGAAAAGAAACAUCGGAAUCUCGUUAACGGAUAGUCUCACAGGCGGAUUUUGUUGAACGUGUAUAAAAUAAAACGUGAAAAAAAAGAAAAAAAAAGAAAAAGAAAAAAGCUAUAAGCACGUUUUGGCCAUUGGCAUUGACGCGACAACCAAUCACGUUAUCUUUUAAAUAUUAUUAUAAUGGUUAAAGAAUAAUAAUUAAAAAAAAAAUUGUUAAUGAUGUUAAAGGAGCGGUUUAAAAUGCAAAAAAAAAAAAAGUAAAUAAUACGUAGAGGAUAUAAACUUAUAAUCGAUUGGUGGAAUAAACCAUUCUCGAUCUUUAAAUCAGCUAAUUAAUUAAAGUAAUUAAAAAAAAUAUAAAGCACUUAAUGGUUCGCGCCGGAACGGUAGACUACAAAGUAUUACAAAGUAGGGAAAGAGAUAAAUGAAAAAUGUUUAAAACAAAAAACGCGGUUAUCUCACGUGAGUGUCGUUAAAAAAAAAAAAAAAAAGAAUCGCGGAAAAAAUAAUAUUAAAUUACAAGCUUCGACAUUGGCAUGGUGUCGAUCGAAUUAAAAAAAAAAAAAUAAAUAAAAAACUAACAAUAAUAACAGAGAUUGAAAAGAAACAAAAGAAGAAAAGAAGAGAAAAUAUGUUUAAAAAAGAAAAAAACGGUGAUACGAGGAAUACUAUGCGUUUAAAUGCCACGGUUUCGAUGAUUUCGUUUCGCGAUGGAUUUUUCUUUUUUUCUUUUUUUUUUUUUUUCCUUUCUUUCUUUCAAAGCGUUUACUUUCUCCCUAGCGACAAGCGUGAAAUCGAUUUUUAUCGCGAAACGAAUGAACAAAAAUGUUCGUGGUGGUUUUCUUCAUUUUUUUCUUUUCCGUAACCACGUUUGCUGUAGUUCAAGUUGGUGGAAAGAGUCGCAUAACGACGAUUUAUAUUGUUAUAACGCGAUCGAUUCGAGAGACUUUCUUUGGCCAAUUUGAUUACCAAUCGAGGGAAAAUAUUAAAUUUUUCUAAAAUGUAAAAUGUAAAAUGAAAGAAAAAAACACAAGAUCCGCAAGAAAUUUACCAUUAUUUUUAACUGUGAGUGAAGGUUAAUUUAAUUUCAAGAAAUUGAAUCGGUGAAAUAAAAAUAAAGACAUAGCAUAUUUUGUGAAAAAUUAAAAAUUAAAUUAAGUAAAAUUUAAUACAGUUACAUCAGUUAAAAUUAUUAUUUAAAAUUAAAUGUAAUUUUUUGAUAAUUUUAUUUUAAAUAAUUUAAUUGCAUUUCAUUAUAUUUAUUAAUUAAAUAUUUAAUUAAUUUGCAUUUAUCGUCGAUGAACGAAAUAAGAAUUCUAAUAUGCAUAAAAUUAUUUUCAAAAAAUUUCCAUACAAAAUUAGGAUAUUGAAAUAUUUAUCAUCUUCAAAAUCACUUAAUUUAUAGAAUAAAUGUUUAUAUUCGCACAAUCUGAAUUCUCAAACAGAAUUAACAAUGUUAAUGAUAUUAUUGCAAUUUUUUUAUAAUGGAACAUAAUCGAAAUUUUAACUCGUUGUUCUUUCCAUCCACAAACUUUUGACUUUUUCGAUUUUCGCAUUCAUUUUGCAAUUCAUAUUGCAGCGAUAAACGAUAAACGAUAAUAAAUUGAUGAUACGUGCAAAACACGAGCAAAAUUGCAAUAACGCGUGUUAUUAAAACUCAAUUACACCAUACAACGACAAUAUGUAAUCGAAAUUUAUAUGAAGCCAAUAAUGGAGGAUACAAGUUGCCAUUAAAAAAACAUGGGUAGAAACAAGAGCAUUAUUCGUUUUAUAAUUAUAAUUAUAAUUAAUUUCACUGAGCUUCGGGUGAUACGCAGGAUGAUAUGGAUGUAUACACCAUUUAUACACCUGCCGUGAAACGAUCCCAUAAAAAGUGAUUGAAAAUGAAGCGAUUAAGUAGAAAAUAUCGAUGAAUUAAUCGAAUUGGCCAUCGAACGGACCAUUCGUUCGCAUAUCGCGAGUCGCGUCGACGACGGCGCUCCCAUUUUUAAUCGUAUUUAAAACGCGUUAACGUUUAAGCGAGCAAAUGCUGAUUGUUAACGGGGAAUUAACAUCCAGCCUAUUCGAUAUUACUUGUUAUUGAUUAGUUACGCGAGCGUGAAGAGAAAAACUGAAAUACUUAAUAAUAAUAAUAAUAAUAAUAAAAUUAUAUAUAUAUAUGUAUAUUCGGGAAUAUAAUAUAUUAUAUAAAAAAAAAAAAGAAAAAUAAACAACGCGAGACCUUAGUUAGAAUUAUUUAAAGAAACAAAAAUAAUAAUAAUAAUAAUAAUAAUAAUAAUAAUAAUAAUAAUAAUAAUAAUAAUGGGCGAUUUGUUGUUAAAGAGGAGAUGUUAAUAUAAUAGAAUCGCAGUGAAAAAAUUAAAAAAAAAAAUGAGAGAUGCAAACAAUAUUUAAAAAAAAGUGGAAGUUCCGACGUUCUCUAGAGGAAAUAAAAAAAUAAAAAGGAAAAAAAAAUAUUAAAGUAAAAUACAAAAUCGAGAUAAGCAGUUCGAUAAUAAAUUAUAUACUCGUUCUAUAAAUGAAGAUUUACUUGUUGCCACAUAUCGAAGUCAAGUUGGAAUUCGAAACGAGUUGCUCACUGAACAAAAAAAAAAUGAUUUAACGAUAUAUUAAACGAAGAAUACCGAAAGAUGGAAGAAGAACAAUGAAGCGUAUGAAAAAAAAAAAAAAAUAGAAAAGAAAGGAAAGGAAAAGGAAAAAACUAAAUUCGUUGCUCACGAAUGCUCAUUCAUUGUUUUUAUCCAGCGCGGUGUUUACGAGUAGUCGUAAGCCGGACGCUUUAGUGAGAGUAAAUUUAAUGGUUCGAAUGUACUUUUCAAUUAUCACGCUCAAAACGUUCAAGCAUUUAAGCUGUUCACGAGAUUCAGGGUCUUAGAGAUUAAUUAGACGAGAUGGUAGAAAAAUUGUCGAGUCGUUCGUAAUAAAAUUAAAGGAAUUAAGAGAAUUAAAGAAGAAAAAUGAAAAUGUUAAUUCGUAAAAUAAAAACAAGAUGUAAAACAGUAAAUAGAGAAAUAUACACGCUCAGACACCGGGAAAGGGGAGUGUUUUCGUUCACGUUUCACGGGGAUCUUUUCGUUUGAUCGUUUUGUUUCCAGGGAUACAUAUUAAGAACAUUUUACGCGUUAUACUUACGCUACGCAUUAAUGGGAAAAGUAGAGUAUCGACGUUACCGAUGAUCGAUCAAAUCGAAGCGACGAAAUGAAAGAUAGAGAAAGAAAAUGGGAAAUAACGAGAAUAAAAAAAAGAGAGAAUGACGUUUAAAUUCAGAGGGAUUGUGACGAUUAUUACCCGUAUUAUUCUUCGUUUUAACAAUCGUGUCGAUGAUUAUGCUGAUAUCGCAGGGUGAUUUUAAUUGCAUGUGCUGCCGAAAUGUUUCCACCUUCUUGAACUCGAUGAAAGAAAAACGAAAAAUCUUUUUUUUUUUUUCUUUCUUUCUUUCUUUUCGAGGAAUACUGAUAUAUCAAGCAGCAAACGUCGAGCCGAGAAUGAAACCGGAUAACGUUUUCAUGCACGUGAUCGAGCGAUGUCACGGGUGUAAGAGAGAGGUACUUUUUGAAAAAGAUUUCGCCUUGAAAGCGAGUCUAAAGUCUAUCCAAUGUCUUUAUCAACAAAAAUUUCCGACGAGCAUUAUUCUGUUCGAGAUAAUAUUUCUUUUAUCUUUGCCCGACAGCUCGGUUAUGCGAACAACGUUGGAAGUUUUCUUUUGAGGGAAAACUUCGAAAUUAAAAAUUAUUCUUCGAAUUCAUUCCAUUUUUAAAAGCAAAUCCUUCUUUACCGAGUUUUUCUUUUUUUUUUCUUUUUUUUUUUUAAUAAUCCUUGGAAAAUUUUUUUUCGAUAGGACGAAGAUUUUUUUUUCUAAAAUAAUUGACUUUUUUUUUUUUAAUAAAAAAAUAACAACAAACGCGAUUUUUUGCGCGAUUUCGUAUUGUGCAAUCGUGAUUGGUGCUGUUAUAAAUUGAAACGAGUUUUUUUUUUAAAAUAGUGACGUCCUCGAAUGUCUGAAAAUGGCAGCCUUCCAUCAGAACGCGAUGAGAUUUCUGUUUAAACGAAUCGAGAAAAUGAAUGAAAGUGUAAAUGAGAGAAGGGGCGGGAAUGGGGUAGGAAACGAAGGAAACGAAGAAGCGAAAUUCACGGAGAGAAUUAACGCGACUUGCGCCUUUAAUUAAAAAAAAGGAGAAGGAGAAGAAGAAAGAAUAUAUAAUACUGUAUAUUAAAUUCAGCUUGUCACAAAGUGGGGUUGUCAUUAUAAACUAUUAAUCUUAUUAUAAUUAAAAUUAACAAUAACGAUAAAAUAAUCACGAAAAAGGAGUGAAACAAUGAUAAUAUUAAAUGAUAAAAUUAGUACUAAGAAAUAAUUAAUAAUGGUAAUAAAACAAUAAUUAUAGAAUAAAAUAAAUAGUGGUAACGGUAUUAAUUAUUAAUUAUUAAUUCUCCGCCUGUACGAAAUAUUAAAAAUUUCUUUUCUCUCCGAAACGAAACGUUGUUUAACGUACGAUUAAGGCGACUUCUAUGAAGAAUCGUUUCCAAUAACGAAUAAUAAUAAUAAUAAUAAUAAUAAUAAUAAUAAUAAUAAUAAUAAUAAUAAUAAUAAUAAUAAUAAUAAUAUAAUAAUAAAAGAAAUAUUAUAUGGUUAACGAGAAAUUUAAAUAAAUGAAAAAAAAAAUUAAAUAAAACGCAUUAAAGGUUGGUACGCUAUUAGGAUCGUAGUAGAGCAUAUGUACAGGGUGAUGCGAUUAAAGUGUAUUCGGACAUCGAUCAGGCGUACGAUUUUUCGAGUGUCCCGUUCGAAAUAAAUUUGAACGAUUGCUAUUCGAGAAAAUAAAUAAAUAAAUAAAUAAAUAUCGAGAAAAAUAAGAAUCGCGAAUGUAGAAUCGAUUACGAAUCGUUGUAAAAUGUUAAAUUUUGGAAGGGGCUAAUUCGUCGAUAUAUUCAUAGAUAUAUACGAUUUUUUACUGGCUCAAUUCAAACAUAAAAUAUAUAAUAUAAAUAAUACGUGAUUAAAUUUUUAAUAUACUCACUUGAAUUCUAGUAUUUUUUUCUUUUUUUUUUUAAGAUAAAAUUAUUAGAUAAUUACAUUUAACUUUCAAUCAAUUAAAAUUCUAUUAAAGGAUCCUAUUAUCCCUAUAACUGCCAUUUCAAAAUUUAUCAUCUAAUAACUAUCUAUUCUAUGAUCCUAUUCUUUGAUAUCAAUUUUUCGCAUUUUGACGUUCACUUUUAUUUUCUAUCAUCAUUUUUUUAAAUAUUACAAGUAUACAAAUACACACAUUUUCUUGUUUAACAAUAAAAUUUUUUCAUGCACCGCAUUCCCUUACAUUACCUUUUUUAAUUCAAAUUUGAACAUUACCUCGAGAUGAAGAGUAAAAAAAAAAUAUUAUUCCUCUCGUUCACUUUUAUUAUUAUCUCUCGUUGAUUCGAUACGAGUUUUGCCCCAAAAAAAUCGGUUUGAACCUCGGUAUAAAAUAUGUAAAACGUCACCCACCAGAAAUCUUCCUGUAAGAGUCGAGCACAUUUCUCCGUCAACGUUGCCUUAACUCGGAAAAUAUCCUUUAAAGACCAACCUCGAUCGUUUGAAAGAAACGCCCUCUGCCGAACAAUGGUUCAAUUACCGUCAACACUCGAAAUCGUCAAACGUCGAACGCAAGACACACGAGUAGAGUCGACGAGUAGCCCCUUUCGAUAUUUCUAUGACAGAAACCCAAGAAGAAGAAGAAGAAGAACAAGAGGAAGAAAAAAAAAUAUAAAUAUAUAUACGUACAUAAAUACUAUAUAUAUACAUAUAUAAAAGCGAAAGGAAGCAAGAAAUUUCGUCGACCGGAUCACGAGUCUUCGAAACUUUCUCCCUCAAACUUUGUAGUCAUUUACUCGACUCGUAAAAUUAAUCCAAGCGUUUUGAGGAACUUAUUAAGGUAAAUCGGUAGAAAUAAAACUAAAGAUUGCUCAUCGAGACACCUCAUCGUUCAAGUGUCACAAAGACAAUCCCACCCUCGGAAACUUCGAAGCGGAUAUGAUUAAAAAGAAAAAAGAAAAAAAAAGAAAAAAAAAAAAGGAAGAACAAAAAAAAAAUACGAGAAACGAAUUUUUUCUUCUCUCUCUCGAUGUAUGAUACCUACCUCUAACGAUUACGCGACGAUAAAGAUAACGAUAACUGUAUUUAAGUGAAAUUAAAUCGAUCUUAAUAACCGGUGUAAUCUAUUUAGCCGAGAUUUAAAAAAAGAAAAAGAGGAUAAAAAAAAACGAAGAAUAACAAACGACUGUAGUCAGAAAAGUAAUUUUUAACGUGUAAGGUCUAUUAUAUACUUAUAUAGCACGUCAAAGUCUUCCGCAGAGUAGUCUCCAAAGAAGUAGUUACAAGACACAUGAGAAACAAAGACAAAUGCAAAGAUACACGAGACGAAUUUCUUUGUCUUUCUUCUAUUUUUUCUGUUUUUUUUUUUUUUUUUUAAGGUUAGAUUGUUGCAGAUGAAAUUGUCGAAUUUUCAUAAAUCUCGAAUCUUAUAAAAAAUUAUAUUAAUUACCCGCAAUUCGUUAUUUAUUCGUUAUUUAUUUUGAAUCGUAAUAUAAAAGAAGCAUUUGAGUUAAAAUUAUUAUAGCGCAUAAUAUUCUAUUUUAUGAUAGAAUAAUUAUAUAUCGCAAUAUAACAAUCGUAUGAUAAAACAAACUGCAUUUUAGUUAAUUUCGAGUUAUUGAAUUAACAUGGAACGAGUAUUAACAUUCAGCCAAUAAAUUUUCAAUUCAAUUAAAAUUCUAUUUACACGCGAAAUUGGAUUUUAUUUCAUAUGCAACAAUUUAUAACGUUCACCUGUUGUCUCGUUUCCCCGUCUUAAAGGAAACAAAUGGCAAAAAUGUCCCUCGCAAACGCUUCUCUGGGUAGCUGUUUCCAAGAGAGUUAAACACGGAGUCCAGGGUUUCAUCGAUUGGCCGAUUAAUAUUAUUAGAAUACAUUUGAGAGUAAAACUUUCGAGAGUAUCCAACAAAAAUGAAUAAAUAAAUAAAUAAAAUAGAAGAAAAACGAUGCUAAUAGAAUUGAAAGUAAAAAACUCUCGAGAAUAUUUCUUGCGAAUAAACUCUGCAUCCAGAACGAUAGUUCGAUAGUAAUUUUCGCCACACGAUAUCACGACUCGUGUUAUUGGACGAUCAUUCUCUAUAUGCGGCAUCUUCUAUAUUUACGAGAAAUAUUCUCUCCUUCAUGCGUGUAUGAAAUACGUGUUCGACUUCUUCUUUCACAUGGUAAUUCGUGAAUAGCACAAUUCGCCAACGAUGGAUCCGUAUCGAAAGAAAGAAAUACGAAACGAGCAGGAAUCGAGAUUUAUCACGUGCGAUGAAAUAUCGAUUGCGCAACUACGCUUAUGGAAAUGUUCUAAUUCUCAUGAAAAUCGCGUGUUCUUCAGAAAUAUUAAAAAAGCACACACAAUGGUUACAAACUCGAUCUCGAGAGUCUUUUUCCCGAUAAAAGCGAUCCGAUGUUUCAACUGAAUGAAUAAUAAUGCAGGUUGUCGAGAAACAAUUUUCUCGAAAGAAAGAAAUGAAUAUUUUAUAACCAGUUUCUAACUAAUUCGCUAUGUGAAAAAAAUAGUCGAACCCAUAUACGAAUCCAUGAACUGCGAUUUAAUCAAUCUCGCUCAAUUUAAAAGAAAUAUCGACGAAAAACCAACUCUCGAGAAUUUAACCCUCGAACGUGUCCGCGAAACAUGUGAAAAAAAAAAAAAAAAAUAAAAAAAUACUGUGAUCGAUGGAGAAUCAAAAUUAUCGAGUUUAAGAGAUAUGCUCGUGUUCGUGUGAUUCAUUUUUGUAUCGGUGAGUAAACGAAACGAAACGAAAGAAAAGAAGAAUACGAGGGGAAAGAGGAGAAAGUAUAAAUAUGGAGGAUCGAAUCGAAGCGUGAAAUUUUCUUCUUGUAAAUUAAACGCGCGCUUCGAUUAUUGCAAUAGUAGCAUCUCGAGGCUAGAGGUAGAAACGCUUUGCGAAAAGUCGAAGAAAAUAGACGAGAUAACGUUUUGAGAGAGGAGAAGUGUGCAAUUACGCUUUUGUAUAAAUUAGUAAGAAAAAUUUAAUCGCGCGUUUCACGAAGACACUCGAAAGAUCGACGGCUCUUUGUCCCCAUUUUAUUAGACCGCUCUUUAUACGCAAGAAGUGGCAGGUCAGCCGAAAUGAAGUAUAAACGAGGAAGUUAUUAAAGUUAUUACAGGACCGGGAAACUUAAAUAAUUGUGAAAUGAGGGAAAUUUAGAAACGUUGGCCUCUGCACAGAUUUUUGUUCCUUUGCAACGAGCAGUUUGGGAGUAGUUAAGUCAAGUUCUGAUAUUCUAGUUGAAAUCUAAUUAAGCGGUGUGUUCGUCGAGGCAACUUUCUGAAACUCGUGUUUCGCGAAAUUUUUCGUUUUGUUAAAAUUAUUCUUCUUUUCUUUUUCUCUUAUUAUCGUCACCAUUGUAACUUUCAAUACGAAUGCUACUCCAUUUCAAAAAUGGUUAAUUUCGACUCAAUUAAUUAAUUUUGAAACACAAAAGCAAGCUUCAACAAUUAAGAAUCCACAACUGAUUAUGAAUUUUGUAAAAAAUUAUGUAAGAAAGAUUUCUUUUACGAAUGUUUCGUGAUAUUGGAGCGAAUGAUACAAGCAAUAAAAAAUUUGGACACAGGUAAAAUUGCAAAGAGGAAUUUUUUCUAGUCUAAAAUCUUUUAACGACCAAUAACGAAUUUAUAUUUUGAGUUCACAUUGAAAAAAUAUAAGACCUGUUUUCCAUUUCGUUAUUACGUAUGAAUAAAUUUUUCCUUUCAUUGAAAGAUAUAGGAUAGAAUCUGAUAAAAUUGGACUUUCAUCCGUUUCGGCUGAACCUGUAUAUAUACGUAUAAAUGUAUAAAUAUAUGCAUGUAACGGAUAUACGUACCGUAUAUUCUCUAUAUAGAUGCGUAUUGCGAAGAGAUCGAAUUAAACUACGGCGAAACGUGGCGUGUAAAAUGGAUAAAACUGAAGAGAGGUGAAAAUUGGAAAAAUUGUAAUCGUUGCUCGUGAUCCUCGUUGUUGCACGAUGAUUUCUCAUGGAACUAUUCGUCGUGAAAUGAAGAAUAUCAAGGAGCACAAGCUAAUGAGAAAUAUUUCACGAUUAAUCUUAUUUAAAUGUUCAUAUCACCGUGAAGAUUUUAGUUUGAUUAAUUUUUUCUGAGAGACAAUGUUAAUUAUUUCCUAAUUGAUCAACAAAGUUUCAAAGGUGCCUAAGAAAAAUGUAAGAAAAUUAGUAAUAUAAAAUCUUUUUUACUUAAAUUGUUUGAACUUUAGAUCGGAUUUUAAAUAUAAAUGUAUUAUUUUAUUCAUUAUUGAAAAUAAAAUUCUUACUAACUUUCCUUAAUAUCUUUAAAAAGAAAAUCUAUAGAAACAUCCACGUUGUUCAACUAUCAUAUUUUACAUCUCCAUGCGCACGAAAUAAUAAAUUAACACGAAAAUUCUAUUAAUCGGCACGAAUAUAUUUCUCAUUAGAUGUAAUUUACUUAAUCCACAACUGUACCGUAAUCUUCUCGAGGAAUCAUCGUGCAAAGCGAUUCUAUAUUCACGAUAAUCAUAAGAUCGAAAAACAAACAAAAAGAAAUAACAAGAAUACGUCACGGGAUGCUUAGAGGGGUGGGGGUGGAAUGCGUGGAGUGGCGGAGUUUUAUUUCUCGCGAUUCACUGCCGCAGACUUCCUUCACGGCAGCGUGAAUUACUCAAGAAAUUAGGAUAAACGAUUAGCGCGGACACGCAAUGUUCAAGUGCCAAAUUUUUAGCUAUCUUAUAUAAACGUGUAAUUUAUCGCGCCUGUCGAACCCAGCAGACGCUUAAUUAGCGAGCGAGCGAGCGAGAGAGAGAGAGAGAGAGAGACUGUUUUUAAAAUUGGUGACUGAUCGAGAUUGUUGAUACGAUUCGUUGUAAACAAUUGAGGCGUCGAGAUGGAACGAUUAUAAUUGUUAUUAAUCGAUGAUAAAGGCGUGUAUGUCGUUUUAACGCGUAGAACGAUUCGAGGGAUAAUUUGAUUGAUCGAAUCUCAUCAAUAUCGUUCUUGUUGAUUGUGUCGUUCAUAGUGAUAUUUUAUAGAGGCGAAAUUUUCAAUCGUCGACUCGAGAUUCAACCCUCGAAAUCGCCGAUGGCUCGCAAGAGGACCACUUUUGGCCCGCGUAUCUGAAUUAAAUAUCGUUUACAUUGCCAGGGAUAUGGGCCAAAAGUGACCCGACUUUGGCCGACCGAGGGUUAAAUCUGUAACGCGCGUCAAAUAUGUAUAUUUGAAAUCGUCAACAGCCUUGAGAAAAUUUGAGAAUUCGAGGAAAGGAAAGUGAUGAUAUUUAAUCGUUUGUAUUUAAAGUGGUAUAAAUUUGCUUUGGAUUCAUUAUUUUAUGGUCACGAGAUUUUUAAAAUGAUUAAUUAUUCGAUCGAUUGUAGAUAUUUGAAAAUUUGUAAAGGAAAAUUUGAAGUAUUUAAAGAUAUACAAUAAUGCACGUACAAUAGAAAAUAUUCAGAAUAAAUAUAUAUUUAAAUACGUCAUUAUUAAUAAUGUUGAUUAUUAUUACAUAGUCAUUAAUAAUUCGUAAAAGUACGAAUUUAUAUCAAGUAUCUACGGUCGAAAAAAUUAAAAUUAAGUCGAAAACAUCCUUUCGAACGUUCUCGAAGCUAUAUUAUCGAAUUUAUGUAAGUUUAAAAAAUAUCUUCUUUGGAAAAUUCGAUUAGCAUGGAUAAAACGCUCAAACGAUUCGCGAAUAUAUACCAUUGUUAGAAAGAGAGGGAAAAAAAGAAAGAAAUCAUUAAUUACAUAUUUAAUUAACAUAUUUUUACUGCGUUCCGUUGAAAUUGUUGCAUCUGUCUUGAUUUUUCUCGAGUCGUUGAGCGAUGUAACAAACGAGAGAAGAAGAUAAAAACGAGAGAAAAAGAAACAAUGCGUCACAGCCAACUGAAUUUAAAAAAAAAAAAAAAGGAAAACUUGAAUUUUUAUAAAGAGAUAAAUGGAAGAGUCGAUAUUUUUCGAAUACAUAGGCAAAUCUCGUUCCCUUCGUUUCGAAGAAGGAUAAAUGAUCGGUUUGAAAAAAGUUCUCACACUCUCUCACCAUGAUGUUACAACGUUUUUUGAAAAAUCUCCUCUGUUUUUCUUCUUUAGACGAUCAAUAUAAUCGAUAACCGAGCCGAAGGAAGAAGUAAGAAGAGACGAAUAAAAAAAUAAUACAAAAAAAAAAAAAAAAGAAAAGGCCAUAAGCUAUCCACGCUUGGAGACAAAUAAAAACAAGGAAAGAAAAAAAGAUAUAAAGAAACGAUGAAAUGAAAAAAAAGAGAAGAAAGGGAAGAAGGAAGAAAAAUAUUACGAAAACAAGAUCUAAAUUGAUAAAAGAACAAAACAAAAAAAAAUGUCAAAAAAACGAAGUAUUAAACGUAUUAAAAAAAAAAACGUAAUCUCUACGCAUAUUUAAAACCGUGUUGAAUGGAAAACGCGAAUAUUCGUGAUGAAAGAGAAAAAAAAAAAAGAGAAGAAAAGAAAAAAAAAGAAACCGAGAGGAACUAAAUAAACCUUAAACUAAAUGAAUCAAUAAUCGAGUAAACUGAAUAUUAAACGCUAGCCUGUAAUCAAUAGACACGUAGUAUAAUUACUUCGAGCAAAAUAUAAAUUUAUAGGGGUGAUUCAAAAGGUAGUCUAUACUAGAAGUUAGGCUCGAACUUUUAAUCGAGAUCAUUUUCUCUCUAAACUAAAGGAAAGAUGCUAAUUACUUAAUUAUCUCUUAAAUCAAUCUAUUGAACUUAACGAAGCUAAAGAUAAAACGAAAAUAGAUGAAAAGGAUGAGAGAUAUAGGUGUGAAAUGAGAGUAGUGAAAGAGAAAAGGAAGAGAAUGAGAGCGAAAGAGAGAGAGAGAGAAAGAGAGAGAGAGAGAGAGAAAGUAUCGUAGAUAAGUAUGAUUGAGCUUGAUCAAAAUGGAAAUUUAAUAAUCGAAUAUAGAAAGAAGGAUGAUUAUUUGUAGGGGGGGUGAAAGAUGACACGUGUAAGAAACGAAAGACAUUCGUCGUUUUGACGAACGACAAAGAGACGCACCGAGACGAGAUACGAAAUCUAUUUCUUCUCUACCUACUACGCCCUUUUUUCUUCCCUAUACGAUAUAUUUUAACGAAGGAAUCGUCUCUUUAUUGUCCACCGUUACACCAGUCGUCGAAGUCGUUACGAAGUUAUAUAUAAAAAGAAAAGAAAAGAAAAAAAAAAAAAGAAAAAGGAAAAAAAUAGAAGAAAAAAAAAUAGAAUAGGGGCGAGAAAAAGCGAGUCUAACGAAGGAUAUAAUACAUAACACGGAAGAAAAAAAGAAUAUUUCGAGCCUGUGAGUGCGUGGGAGGGAGAGAAAGGUGGCGAGAGAGAGAGGGAGAGAAAGGAGAAUGAGAAGAAAACAGAGAGAGAGAGAGAGUGAAAGAGAGAGAAAGAAUGGCGGAAAAUGUGUGUGUGUGAGAGAGAGAGAGAGUCAAAAUGAGAAAUAUUACAAAAAUGCGCUUAAAUGUGCAAAAAAAAAUAUUAUAAUUAUAAAGGGGAGAAUAAAAGAGAGAAAAAAAAAUAAAUAUUUACAACUCAAGAGAGAAAGAAAUUGAGAGAAAGAGAGGGUGAGAGAGAAAUAGAGAGAAAGCGAGUGAGAGAUAGAGAGGAGAGAAAGAGAGAGAGAGAGAGAGAGAGAGAGAGAGA